Aricia agestis (brown argus) is the source of this 924-nucleotide messenger RNA. Its product is annotated as ubiquinone biosynthesis O-methyltransferase, mitochondrial-like. Gene Ontology annotation, biological process: ubiquinone biosynthetic process. Lineage: Eukaryota; Metazoa; Arthropoda; Insecta; Lepidoptera; Lycaenidae. Gene Ontology annotation, molecular function: 2-methoxy-6-polyprenyl-1,4-benzoquinol methyltransferase activity. The record is from RefSeq and is a predicted model, not a curated record. The transcript is spliced from 6 exons. Bases 101 to 904 code for a protein of 267 amino acids.
GUUUCUGUCAUUGAUAAUAUAUAAUAAUAUUAUUAUAGUUAUGUAGUUUUGACUUGAAGGUUCCCAUUCGCUUACAAUAAUUGUAACUCAGUCGUUCAAAAUGAUUUCAAGAAGGCUGUUCAGUGUUAUUGUAAAAGAUACACGUGCCGCGCGAAGAUUACGGUCUACCGUGGACACAAAAGAUGUAGAGUUUCAUACAACCCUCCUGAAGGAUUGGUGGAACCCCAACGGUAUAAUACAGCCACUCCACUCCCUCAACAUACUCAGGGUACCACAUGUAAGGGAUGGUUUAGUGAAGAGAACACCAUCCAUUAAGUAUUCAGAAUGUUUGAAAGAUUUCAAAAUCCUGGAUGUGGGUUGCGGAGGUGGCAUAUUUUCGGAGAAUCUAGCAUACUUUGGAGCCAAAGUGACAGGUAUAGAUGCAGGAAAAGAUCUCAUUAAUCUGGCGAUUCAACAUAGCCAGAACAAUAAAAGACUUGACAACAACAGGCCGCAAUACAUUUGUACUUCUAUUGAGGACCACGUAAAAGAGUUCCCAGAGCAAUACGACGCGGUCGCGGUAUCAGAGGUUCUGGAACAUGUAUUGAACAAAGACAUAUUCUUAGAAGCCUGCGUCAGAGCCGUCAAACCCGGCGGAAAACUUUUCUUCACGACGCCGACUCGAUCGAGAACCACUCAAGUUCUAGGAAUUUUCCUCGCCGAAUACAUUGUGAAAGUCAUACCGAAAGGGACGCAUCAGUAUGAAAAAUUCAUGACGCCUAAUGAACUCAAGUAUUUCUUAGAGAUAAAUGAUUGCGAUGUUCAGUCGAUCAGAGGAAUGGCGUACCAUUUCUGGUCGAACAAAUGGGAGUGGAUCGAAUCAAAAAAGCUUCAUUUUGCCAUAGAAGCUGUAAAAUUAAAAUAAAGGAAUUAAACUAGAUACUU